Drosophila elegans is the source of this 1998-nucleotide messenger RNA. It is a transcript of the gene csul, whose product is annotated as protein arginine N-methyltransferase 5. NCBI's taxonomy places the organism in Eukaryota, Metazoa, Arthropoda, Insecta, Diptera, Drosophilidae. Gene Ontology annotation, cellular component: nucleus; cytosol. The record is from RefSeq and is a predicted model, not a curated record. Bases 86 to 1921 code for a protein of 611 amino acids. Gene Ontology annotation, biological process: regulation of DNA-templated transcription; peptidyl-arginine N-methylation. The transcript is spliced from 6 exons.
ACUUCUCGUGACGUACGGUCACACUCGCACCGGUCACCGCAUUUUUUGGUCUUUUUGAAGCGGCGCAGUGCAAGUGGAGAUUUAUAUGAUGACCUACUACGUCUGCCUGCACCAGGAGGGCGUCAGCAGCAUUCCCAAGCUGAUCGAGAAAGCCUAUGCGAACAACUACAAUGUGGUGGCCACCUCCAUCAACGCCAACAUGGUGCCCUUCGAACCGGACGAGUCGGAUCCCACAUACCCGGCCACAAUCCUCAGCGCCGUCGACUGGAACUCCAAGGUGAUAUUCACCAUGUCCGACGUGGACGUGGACUCGCCGAACGCCAAGCUGCGCCAGCACGCCCGAGAGGUGCUGCUGCGGGACGUGGCCUGGGCGGAGCACCUGCAGAACGUGGGCAGCGUGAUGGUGCGACUGCGCGGUCCGGAAAACGCCAAUCUGGCGGACAUUGUGCGGACCAAGACAAAGGAUCUCUUCCCCCUAGGCAACUGGUUCAUACAGGUGCCCAUCACCAAUCCCGAGCUGGCCACCUUUGAGCACCGCAAAGAUGCGUCCGCCGAAGAUGUGAGUCGCGCGGAACACAAUGACCCAUGGCACUGGUGGAACAACCUGCGAAUCGCCGUCAAACAGAGCACCAAGGUGAAGGUUGUAAUCGAGCUAAACGACUCGGAUCGGCCGAGCAAGGAGACAGUGCGUCGCUGGUUGGGCGAGCCCAUCGAGGCCAUCAUUAUUCCAUCCUCCCUGUUCGUGAGGAAUCGCUCCAACUACUGCGUGCUGAAGAAGGAGUGGCAGGUCAUCAUCGGACACUUCAUCUCUGUAAGGGCCAACAUCAUCAUCUCCACGAAUCCCACCGACAAGGCUUUGUCCCAGUAUGCGGACUAUCUGAAGAAGCUAAUCAGUGAGAACUGCGACACACACAUGCUAAACAGCUAUGAAAACAUGCUGGAGAUCCCAUUGCAGCCACUGUGCGAUAAUCUGGACAGCUAUACAUAUGAAGUAUUUGAGACUGAUCCCGUCAAAUACAAGCUCUACCAGGACGCAAUACAGGCGGCUUUGCUAGACAAAGUCAGCGAUGAAGAGGCCAAAACCAAGUUGACAGUGGUCAUGCUGUUGGGUGGCGGACGCGGUCCUCUUGCGCGGGCUGUGUUCAAUGCAGCUGAGCUGACCAAGCGCCAAGUGCGGCUGUACAUUAUAGAGAAGAAUACGAAUGCCAUUCGCACGCUCUCCUAUAUGGUUAAAACACUUUGGGCCAACAAGGACGUUCACAUUUUCUCCAAGGACAUGCGCGACUUUUCGCCUCCCGAGCUGGCUGACAUAAUGGUGUCCGAAUUACUCGGUUCCUUUGGCGACAAUGAACUUUCACCCGAGUGCCUGGACGGAGCUUUGAAGCUGCUCAAACCGGAUGGCAUUAGCAUACCCUACAAGUCCACCUCGUACAUUAAUCCACUCAUGACGGCUGUGCUGCAUCAGAAUGUCUGUCAACUGGUAUCCACAGUGCCUGCCUUCGACUACGGCUAUGUGUCGCUGCUGAAGAACAUCUACCACAUCGAUGAGCCGCAGGCCCUGUUUGAAUUCACGCAUCCCAAUCGAGCGGAGAAGAUAGACAAUACUCGCUGCAAGAUGCUCACGUUUACUGUCAAAAAGGAUUGUAUGCUGCACGGAAUCGGCGGAUACUUUGAUACCCAUUUGUACAAGGACAUCUGCCUGAGCAUCAACCCGCUGACCCACACGGCGGGCAUGUUCUCCUGGUUCCCUAUGUUUUUCCCAACGCGUCCAAGGACUCUGAAGGAGGGCCAGACCAUAAACAUCAAGUUCUGGCGCUGUGUGGAUGCGACCAAAGUGUGGUACGAAUGGCAGGUGAUCAGCGAUUCCGAGGAGUGGGAGCACCACAACAUAUGCGGCACUGGCUACAACAUGCGACUGUAGCAGGAGGCAAUGCCAUACCUUUUAGCCAAAUGAUCCUCAAUAGUUUUUUUUUGAACCGAAUAUAGAAUCAAACCGAA